Messenger RNA from Saccoglossus kowalevskii, 1949 nucleotides. RefSeq lists its product as uncharacterized. Gene Ontology annotation, biological process: intracellular signal transduction. The record is from RefSeq and is a predicted model, not a curated record. Gene Ontology annotation, cellular component: secretory vesicle. NCBI's taxonomy places the organism in Eukaryota, Metazoa, Hemichordata, Enteropneusta, Harrimaniidae.
CGUUCCAGCACAGGCCUACAAAAUGUGUUGAACAGCAACUGGACUGUGUUCAAAAUGAUUUUGCCUGCGGAAAUUCCGUUAGUUGUUUCAAUUUUUGUGUGGAAUAUUUAGUUUUUAGUAUCAUGAACGGAGCGACUACACACGGAUAAGCAGUCCUCGUAGGGGGUUCCUGAGUACUACAAAAGAGGCAAUAUCUGAGAUUGAACAGAAGUCCAGUCGGGACACGGCCACAGUGACGGUAUGUCAUCAGAUCGGCAAAGCAAUGUAUCGCCUGGGAAGUGUGAGCUCAUACACGCUUCUUUAGUACUGCAAAUAUUGCUAGAUGAGGAACAGUGGAAAUGGAUCGUUGUAGACGAUGACAGCGAACAGGACGAUCGCGUGUUUGGAGUUCAACUACUCAGGCACGGCAGAACAGUCAAACGGAUACAUACAUAUUUUAGUAACUUAGAAGCUAGAAAGUGUUGCUUGAACUUAGCUGGUCCAAAGACUUCACUUACUAAUAUCCGACUUGUUCGAAAUGAUGGCAGAGACUCUGGAAUUGAAGAAGGUACCAUGUUGGUGCAAACAACUGACCCAUUACAACAAAACAUACAGCUUGAUGAUAAGGAAUUUGCAGUGUAUAAACAUGCAGUGUUGUGUGCUGAGUUUCCAGUGCUGGCAGCCCCUGGUCCACCCUCCCCACAUAGCCCGCCAGCACUCCAAAGACUACAUUUAGAGUUCUGAUCAGAAGUCCACAUUUGUCCACCAAGUCUAGCCAGCCAAGGGAAAGAUUCAGUGAGGAUAGUGACUCUGAUGAAAGCACAUCCCCUAUUCAGACAGAGAUGUUGUUUGAGUUGGUGCGACAGGCAUUUAAUCUGACAUCGGAUAAACAUCAGUAUUACAGCGAAAUUAUUAUGCAAGGACUUGGUAGGAAAACACCAGCUAAGUUGUUGGUGGAGGAGCUUGUAAGCCAGCUGGCGAUACUAGAAAAUAAUAGACAUCCCUUUUACAGUCCACAGUCAUUUCUGAGUCGCAAUGCAUAUGAUCAAUGGCAGCAACGGGAGAGAACCAACAUCAGCAUUCUUAUCAAUAAAUUCUGGCAUUUUUCGCUUCCAUCACCGCCAAGUGUGAUGUCAAAAUCACAGUAUUGGUUCAACAGACAUGAAGAAUACAGUGUACUUAUGCAUAGAUUGCUUAGAUUUGAAACCUCUAUUCGAAGAAAUUCAGCAUUUUUUAUGCCCCUCUCAUCAUCAUCAAGAAGACUGCUCAAGGAAUUUGGACAGCGAUAUGGAGUGGGUGAACUGUACAUGAAAAUUGUAUACUUAGAGUACUUAGCAAAUAAUUUUGAGAAUGAAGUUGGUGUAAUCAGACAUAUUACCAAGACUGUGGAUAAAGUGUUUAAUGUACUACAUUUACAAUAUAGGGGAAGACUUAUUAUGACCAGGACAGAGUUUGAAAAUCUACAGCAGACUGUUGUCUUAUUGCAUGGUCAGUGCGGCAACUCACUGACUAGAAUUAAAAGACUGUUUCCAGACAACCAACCUGUAGAUGGUCUUGAAUCUCUGAUUGGUCUUUUAUCUAGUGUGCUAAAGUUGAAGAGUUUUCUGUCUGGCAAGAAAUGUCAUUCAACAGACCAUUGGUUGAAACAAUACAUGCAGGAGAAUUUUGCCAUUGCAUAUGAAAGGUACAAACUGAUAGCCACAACAGAGUUGAAUCUCAAUGCAUUUACUAUGCCACUAUCUCCACGAUUGAUGAAUAUUCUCCUGUUUAACAUUCGUGAUGAGGUAGAUAAUUAUAAACAGUACUAUAAUGAUGUCUUUCACAAAUAUUUUGAUAUAGUUCAACUUUCUGCCAAAGUGUUUUAUAAUUUCUUAAUGGAAGAUGUUAAACAGUUGUGUAUCCUCUCUGACCAGGAAGAGGAAUCCGGUGAAAUAGAUUUGAUGAUGUUGAGUUUAGCAUACAUUGAUUGA